Messenger RNA from Prorocentrum cordatum, 369 nucleotides. The record is from the annotation of a GenBank genome assembly. Lineage: Eukaryota; Dinophyceae; Prorocentrales; Prorocentraceae.
AUGGUAGCCGCGGGCCGAAUAGCCGGCUUCACAGUCUUCGUGGCAACCUUCACGGUGGUGCUUGCUAGGGACGCGCAUGCGCGGUGCAAAUGGGCCGGCGAGAAUUGCAUCAAGGGCGUGUUCGACCGUGGGUAUUGCGUGCCUUUGGACUUGAAUGAGGAAAAACCCAUCACGUUCAAGGACGGGAAGCUCAAGUUUCCCGCGGUACCUUCAGUUAGCGAGGAUUAUUGCACCAAGUAUUUGAACCGGUACCCUUGGGUGGCGAAGGAUAAGGACCCAGAGAAGAAGUACCCGGCCUGGCACAGGGAUGAUUGGGUGGCUGGUAGUUGCGAUUGUUCUGAGUGGGAUGGCAGUGCUCAAGAGUUAUGA